GGGAGAGGGAGGGCACCGGCACACCAUGGCCGUGGGGGGCCUUCUGCGGGGCCUCGUUUCGCCCCCCGCCUGGCUACCCUGCCAUGAGCUCUUCGCCUCCUGGCACCACUGGCUUCCCUCCCUCCCGCGCCUCCGCCCGCCCGCAUCCGACGGCUUCAAGCUUCUCUUGGUGCUGCUGCUCUUCUCCGCCGCUCUAGCCGAGGUCCGCUACAUCGCCUCCUCCUCCAUGGCGCCCACGCUUCGUCCAGGCGACCGAGCCGUCGCCGAGAAGGUUACAUACUUGUUCCGGAGGCCAUCUAUUGGGGAUAUAGUGUUUUUCAAAGUACCGACUGCUGUGCAGAAUUAUGGUGUCAAUAAGGAUGUUGUCUUUAUUAAGAGAGUAUUGGCAACACCAGGAGACUUCAUUGAGGUCCGACAAGGGCAGCUUAUUGUAAAUGGUGUCGCACUAAAGGAGCAUUACGCAGCAGCAACGUCAUUGUACACAAUGGAAGCAAUGCGCCUUCCUGAAGGUCACGUAUUUGUCAUGGGUGACAACCGCAAUAACAGCUGUGAUUCUCGUGCCUGGGGGCCUCUUCCCGUUGCCAACAUCGUUGGAAGGUACAUGACAUCAUUUACAAGAUCCUCUUUCCAGUAACUGGGGUUCCACUCAAUGUUCGUCCUCAUAAAUCAAUCAUAGUUAGAGAGUUGUGGAGCCAGGCGGCUGCUAUCUUGUCAAUUUGUAGCGAUGUUUGUUGUAUAUGAUUCUCACUUAAUUUGGACAUGCAUGAUUGUGUACUUGUGUUGUUAUAAAGUAAGCAUGUUUUGUUGUUGUAUAUGAUCGCACUUAAUUUGGAC
This is a messenger RNA of Zea mays, 834 nucleotides long. Its product is annotated as Thylakoidal processing peptidase 1 chloroplastic. Gene Ontology annotation, cellular component: chloroplast thylakoid membrane. Gene Ontology annotation, molecular function: serine-type endopeptidase activity. The record is from RefSeq and is marked predicted. The coding region runs from base 26 to 634 and encodes 202 amino acids. The transcript has 6 exons. Gene Ontology annotation, biological process: thylakoid membrane organization. NCBI's taxonomy places the organism in Eukaryota, Viridiplantae, Streptophyta, Magnoliopsida, Poales, Poaceae.